UCAAGGAAAUAUACAUGGCGAUGGGUGCUUUAUUGGCAUAUUCUCUGUAAAUUCUCAUAAAUCAUGGAAUAUAAGCUUUCAGCGAUCGGAAAUCAAUCAUCAUUUAAAGAGAAUGGCUCAAGUCUGCUUGAAGCGGAAUCAACAGAGAUAUACAGAAACUCGUCCUCCUUUGGCGACAGGUCCCAGCUGACCAGUAAUACAAGAGCAGUCUCCCAAUGUAGGACCGAAAAGGCUCAUGAAUUCAAUCCGGAGAAGGAAGCUGCCGAUGAAAGGUACGCUCAGUUACAAGCCAUCUUCCAGGUUGCGGAGGAAGAUGGAAGGGGCGGGUUGGAUAUUGACGAAUUUAAGAUAGCGUUAAAGAAAACUGUUGGCUUCAUGAUGAGAAACGACCAGAUUGAAAUGAUGUUUAAGAAAGUAGACGCUAAUUGUGAUGGUCGCGUGGAUUGGGAGGAAUAUGUUACAUACAAUCUCCUUGAGUAUCAGGAGAGGACACUGAUGAUUGAGAGAUUACGGGAUAGGCCUUUUCCACCAGAGACAAAAGACAUAAAUACUCGACACAGAGAAACCAUAGUCAGAGUAGCAAUUUACCCGACCGUUCAUAAGAAAGCCAGCACAAACAAAUGCUCCCUCGAUUAUAACACAGCGCGCUACGUGUCUCUCAGCAGAGAGGGAAUAGUGACGUUUUGGACUCCAAAGAUGAAACAGAUAAAGAGCUACAUGACCCACCCCCAUGUUGACAGAGCCACACAGCCGUGGCUGACGGACUUCGUGUGUGCCUAUAACGUCAACAUGCUGGCGGUAACGUCUACCGACAGGGAUAUCACGGUAUUUGACACUCAGGCAAACUUAUUCAAGAAACGCUACUACAUAACGGGAAUAGAUAGUUGUAUUACUUGUAUGGAUUACUGGGCAGAUAUCAGAGAUCUGAAUAAGUCUGUCAUGGUCUGGGGAGAUACCUCCGGAUCAGUGUACGUGUUAGUGUUCGAGUGUGCGCUGAAAGGGGGACUCUUUGGUGCUGUUGGGGGGAAGCAGACCGCCUUCAAGAAAAUCUCACUUCCAGAGGUACUGCGAGGGUUUCAUCUUGGAGUCAAAGGAUACAAACUGGGGAAAGUUCACGACAACUGGGUAUCUGAAAUACGAUACAUUCCCGACCUAGACCUUUUUGCGUCUUGCUGUCAAUCGAGUGAAACGUCCAUGUUUCUCGGAGACUAUAACUACAAGACUAAGAAAAUCAACACCUACUUCAAAGUCUAUAAAGGGUUAUUGGCGUUUGACUAUUGCCCUGAAAACAACGUCAUUGCAACUGGGGGAAUGGACUACUUGAUACGAGUUUGGAACCCGUAUGUCAACAGCAAGCCCGUGGUUGUACUGAAAGGACACUGCAAGCCAGUCACUCACAUCGUCGUAAAUUCCUCACGAAGCCAGAUAGUGAGCAUUGACAAAGGUAGAAAUAUUCGAGUAUUCGAUAUGAAAGACCAGACCUGUGUUCAACAGUUGAGCGGACGUGUCAUAAAAGUGGGGCCUCUUCCUAUUUCUUCAGUGUGUUUUAAUCCGGUGACACAGAGACUUGUGCUUGCAACAAAUACUUUGGCAAUGUUGGAACGAAGUUUGGAAGAUGAGAAAAGCGUUGAAAUAAUGUCGCACCAAAAGUCAGUUCACGGGGCUCUUUAUAACAAAACCUUCAAGUCUGUUGUCAGCUGCUGCAAGGAGUCAGUUGUUAGUGUUUGGGAUUUGAACACAGGGGAGAAAAUAAUCCAAUUUGUGAACGCACACAAACGAAUUGAAAGAGGUGUGGAAAUACCUAUAGAAAUCACAGCUAUGACCUUUGAUGAACCCGGCAGGCGACUCAUCACUGGCGGGAGAGACGGCAGUGUAAAAAUAUGGAACUUCAACAAUGGAAGCUGUCUUCAAGAGUUUUUAGUUCCAGACGGGCUGGAAAUCACGGGGAUAGCCAGUGCAAGACAGAGAAUCUACGUGACAGGCUGGUGCCAACUGGUGCACAUCUACAUUGAUGGGGCGAGUGAGGACUACAGGAAAAACUGGAAGAGUCGUCACAAAGACGACAUUCUGUGCAUUGCCUGCAUGGAGCCAAACUUGGUGGCAACGGGGUCAUAUGAUGGUGAUGUGGUCAUCUGGUCAAGAGACACUGGGCAGGUGUACUGCAUUCUGAAUGCAAACAAGGGACUUCUUCCCUUCACUGAAAAUAUCAACAAAAUUGAGACCAAACAAGAAGAAUCCGAAGCGCAAAGUCCAGAAGUCAAGACACCACAGGAGGAGUCCACCCAUUCAGUAGAGGUAGCCGACUGGAAGACAGCAGCAUCGACUAAGACGAUCAAAACAGGGAUAGGGCUUCUGUCUAAAGUCAGGGGCGGUUUACUGAGAAGCGGAUCCUCCUCGGGAAUAAGUGGAUCGAGAUUCUCCAAGCCCGUAGAGUCCCCCGUCGACCACCCUUUGCUCUCGUCCUACGAAACUUACAAAAAGCCCGAGAGCACCAAACGCGAGGAAUAUGACAACAUUUUUAAGAAAUACGAGGCGGCCAUAGAAAAGAUUGUAUUCUUGCAAACAAGAGACCCAACCCGUAAAGAUACAGCCGUGCUAGUGACCAGUGGAGCGGAGGGUUGGAUCCGAUUUUGGUCCAUAAAUCAUGAGGGAGGUCUACUGGGCCAGUUUAAUGCCGCGCACCGUAUCGGCGAGAGUGUCCAUGCAAUGACAACAGACCACCAAAACAACUUCCUCUUUACAGCAGACACCCUUGGUUAUGUCAAGACAUGGGAUAUUUCUGAAUUUUGCAUAUCCAAGAUGCACAAUAGUGCUAAGCGUCUUGUACGAUGGCACUGGCUUCUUGACACUUUUACGUACCUGCGAGUGGAAUGGCGUGGGAAACCCAUGCCGAAGUCUUUCGUUUCAAGAGGCAUGAAACCACAUAACAUUGGAACUCGGCCGCCUCCUAUGAUCACGGAACCAAAGACUACCUUGAAAUGGCCUCUACUCGUAAACUCAUACAGGGCACACACGAAGGCUAUCAAUAGUAUAGAGUAUGUAGAUGAUAGCUCUGUGGUCAUAACGGCCAGUUCAGACUGUGCGAUCAGGGUGUGGACUCUCAGUGGAGAGUACAUUGGAACGUUCGGAGAAACAUGGAAACCACUUUCAGACAAGACUCUAAAGAAACCAGCUCUGAACGAUUUUCGCCUUCCCAAAGACCUACGACGUGUUGCCUCCGCUCGGACAUUUCGUGUUCUGAACCACGGAACUUUUCCCAGGUGGAGGCUCGCAAUCCAAAGAAUCAGAGAACAGGGCUUAGAGAAAAUCUUAUCCCAAUAUGAGCCUGUCAUCCCAAGAGAAGAAGACCCCAAAAAAGACGAGGAAACGGAAGUUAAACUGCAGUCUAGUGACAUCUUGGGGAAAUCUUACAAGCGAAAAAUCCGACACAGGCUACCAAAGCCGCAUCCCAAAAUAAUAGAGACAGCAACAUCCGUAGCCGUGUAUCAUGCAUUGUCCUUUGUCGAUCUCACUGACACAGACAACAUACUAUCCAAGGAUAUCGUUAAAGAAAUGAAGGAGAGGCGAUUUGGUACAAACGUGCGAGACCGCUUGAAAGGAAUAAACCGGAAAAAGGAGCAAGGGCCGGUCAUUCUAGAAGUAUUCAGCAAGGUGACCAAAAAGCCGAUCCUACCCGUGCAGCCUUACAAGAAGAAACCGAGCAAAAUCAAGAAAGCGCACCGUAUACUUCAGAAGAAGGUGAACGACAACCUCCCGCCAGUACUCACAGAGUCCGAGACACAACAGGUGCACGGCAAAUCCAAGCAAGCCAGUAAAUCCGAGCGGAAGGCAGUCCUCUCAUCUACUAGCAACUCGUCUGCCAGCUGAAAUUUUCAUAGACAUUGUAGUCUCAAGCAAUUUCUCAUGUAAAAUAAUACAUGGUUUAAAUGAUCGUUUUUCUUAAUAUGUUUUUGAUUGCUGAGCAAUUUGUUAUUUUCAUGCAGAAAUGAAUAAUGGUUUUGUGCGACUUUUGGAUAAAUAAAAUGAAUCGAG
Magallana angulata is the source of this 4032-nucleotide messenger RNA. Its product is annotated as WD repeat-containing protein on Y chromosome-like. The coding region runs from base 64 to 3867 and encodes 1267 amino acids. The transcript is spliced from 3 exons. The record is from RefSeq and is a predicted model, not a curated record. Gene Ontology annotation, molecular function: calcium ion binding; protein binding. Lineage: Eukaryota; Metazoa; Mollusca; Bivalvia; Ostreida; Ostreidae.